AUGCUCAGCAGCGUAAACCGCGUCCUGCGGCCUCUCCGCGGCGCAAACCUCGAAAUCCUCAAAUUCGGCAUGUACCUAAUGUUCCCCAUAGGUUGGAUGUACUAUUUCGGAACCAACCUUGAGAACCGCUUCAGCGUCGAGGGAUUCUGGCCUACGCAAGAACAGUCACACAAGAUCCCGUACGAGAAAGAGGAGAUUAAGGCGGAAGUGGAAAGGAUACAGCGGGAGAUGAGGAGGAGGAAAGAGUUGCAGACUAGGGAGGCUUUGCUCCAGGCUCGGGAUGCCUUUAGUCGAACGAGCAGUAAAGAGGAGGAACCGUUAGAAACGCAGGGACGAGUAUAA
This is a messenger RNA of Lithohypha guttulata, 342 nucleotides long. RefSeq lists its product as uncharacterized. The record is from RefSeq and is a predicted model, not a curated record. The transcript has 2 exons. Lineage: Eukaryota; Fungi; Ascomycota; Eurotiomycetes; Chaetothyriales; Trichomeriaceae. The coding region runs from base 1 to 342 and encodes 113 amino acids. Gene Ontology annotation, biological process: mitochondrial respiratory chain complex IV assembly. Gene Ontology annotation, cellular component: mitochondrion; mitochondrial inner membrane.